GCGGAAAGCAGCGCCAAGAAGAUUGGAAGAAGCAUGAAGGUGAAGGUGUCGGACGAGGCCGGCAUUCAGAGCAGCAAGCGCCAAGGCCAACUAUGACUGUCAAUGAAUUCCCAGUGUGGGAUCGAAAGCGAUACGCGAUGGAGGACAAUCCUGUAAUAGGCAUCGAUCUGGGGACCUCCUAUUGCUGCGUCGCUAUCUUUCGCAACAUCGACGACAUCGAGAUUGUUCCCAAUGACCUCGGGCACAGGACCACUCCUUCCUACGUGGCAUUCACUAGCGAGGGCGAUUGUCUGGUGGGGGAUGCUGCGAAGAAACACAGCAUGACGAAUCCCAAGGAGGCCAUCUUCGAAGUCAAGCGUCUGAUGGGGCAAUCUUUCAACGACGCAAUUGUCCAGCAGGACGCGAAAAAGUGGCCUUUCACAGUGUCAUCCGGUCCUCGUGGUGAAGUUGUUCUCAACGUUCCGGAGGCACCGGCGGGCAGGCAAAGCUCGUUCAGGCCUGAAGAAAUCUCCACCCUGCUGCUGAAGAAGAUGAAGGAGAUCGCGGAGGACUUCAACUGUGGCCGGACGAUUAAAGAUGCGGUCAUCACUGUGCCUGCGUACUUCAGCCACAGUCAGAGGAAGGCGACAAUGGCCGCCGGGGUCGGCGCUGGGUUAAACGUGCUGCGACUGAUGAGCGAACCAACGGCCGCCGCGCUGGCCUACGGUCAUCAACGGCUGAUACGGAGGGGGCCUGUGGAGAAGAACAUCCUGGUGUUCGACCUGGGCGGGGGAACCUUCGACGUGUCCAUUGUCACAGUGAAGGCCGGGCCAGAUGAAGACUGCAGCUUUGUGGUGAGGGCCACGGCAGGAGACUCUCAUCUAGGAGGCUCAGACAUAGACCAUCGGCUUCUUCAGCAUGUGACCAAGCGGUUCGAGAGCCAAGUUCAUGGGGUGGAUUUACUGACUAACCACAAGAUCCUACCAAGACUUAAGCAGGCGGUUGUGGAUGCUAAGCAUGUUUUGUCUGGUAAGGGGGUCACAGUGGCAAAUGUCAAUUUGGAUUACCGUGAGGAUGUCCUGAGCAUGAAGCUGGGCCGCCUAGAGUUGGAGGAACUCAACAAGGACCUCUUCCUCCGGUGCGUGAUGAUAGUGGAACAAGCCCUCAGUGAUGCCAAGAUGGGCAAGGAUGACAUCUCGGAGGUUGUCCUGGCGGGUGGAUCCACAAGGAUUCCGAUGGUGCAAGAGAUGCUGACGGCAUUCUUUGGCAAGGCGCCCAUCAAGUCUGUCAAUCCUGACGAGGUGGUGGCAUUUGGGGCUGCAGUACAGGCUGGCUUGCUGGCCAGAAGCGACAAGUGCGCAGAGGCAAGCAUAUCGGUACACGAUGUGACAUCAGCAAGUGUAGGACUGAUAUGCAGCGGAAUGGAGUCAAAGUUUGGUGUCAUGGCUGUCGUUAUUCCGAGAGACUCUUCCCUUCCCGCCACCGGAAGUCGAAAGUAUGUGUUGGAGGACGGUGAGAAGGCAGUCACGGCAUGGUUGUAUGAAGGAGAACGCGCUCUUUGUAGAAAGAACAGGUUGCUCGGCGAACUGACCAUGGACGAUUUCAUGGGCGGUGAAGCCCCGCAGGAAGCGGCCUGGAAAGUUGCGGUUAAAAUAGAUGCUCAUGGGAUUCUCCAUGCCACAUUAGAGGCUCUUGCACAUCACAAGAACAUUGGAAGAAAGGUUGAGACCACGGUUACGUGAAUACAGAUGUUGUGCAGUCUUUGGGUGAUGGGAUGAAGGCUACGGAUUGGUACACACCAGAAGCGAAAGAGGAGGAUGCCCGCAUAUGGGCAGC
Molecule: messenger RNA, 1815 nt
Organism: Chara braunii
Lineage: Eukaryota; Viridiplantae; Streptophyta; Charophyceae; Charales; Characeae
Source: the annotation of a GenBank genome assembly